UUCUUGUCUUCCUUCUUAUUCUUCUUCUUCUUCUUCUUCUUCUUCUUCUUCUUCUUCUUCUUCUUCUUCUUCUUCUUCUUCUCCUCCGGCUAUUGCCUCCUCUUUUUCUUCCAUUCAAUGCUGCUGGAUUAAUUGUUUAUAUAUGUUUAUAAUUACAUUAUUGAUAUAAUUUUAGGUUGAUAUUUUUUCAAUCUCCUCUCUUUUAAUUUUCUCUUUCAUUAUUUCUCUCUAUUUGAUUAAAUAUUAAUUUGUGUUAUUUUAUUUGUUUUCCAGGAAACAUUAAGAGAUAAUCAAUGGGGUUCCUCUUCUGGGACACUGUCAGAAAAUAUAUUUUCAGAUAUCAAUGUUCAUGCUAGUCAUUAGGCCUCUAAUGAUGCUUUAAGUGGAAUGCCUGUUUCCCAAACUGCUGGAAUGAAUGCAAAUCCAAUGUGUCCUUCUGGUGAUAUGCCGUAUACUAUUCCGACUGGUUUAAUGUUGAACCAAGCCUUUUCUCCUCAGCCUAUAAAUUAUGCUGCCACGGGAAAUUUCGUGGCUCAGCAGCAGUUGCUGGCAACAUUACAAUGUCCAACCUCCAACACUUUGCAAACUUGAACACACAAAAUCCUGGUAUCAGUAAUGUUAGUCGAAUUGAUGUAGGAUAUUCAUCACCCCUGUUAAUUUUAAAGAAGAAUGAAAAAAAGUUGAUUCAUUUCUUCAACUUGUAUCACAUCUCUAUAAAGGCAUAUGUGUGUGUGUAUAUAUAUAUAUAUAUAUAACAAGGAACCGGCUUUAGUGUGAAACCAUUGGUGAAAUGGCGGCUUGUACUAGCUGCAUUAAUGAAGUUGUAGACAAUUG
Messenger RNA from Rubroshorea leprosula, 834 nucleotides. The record is from the annotation of a GenBank genome assembly. Lineage: Eukaryota; Viridiplantae; Streptophyta; Magnoliopsida; Malvales; Dipterocarpaceae.